UUGUUUCAUUUUCUCAUUCGUUCAUUCUUUUUCCUGUCUCUUUUUUCACCCUUUUCAGUCCUAAUUAUACUCUAGUUUAGUUCCUCUAGUUGGUUUUCAUUUGUUCCGUUCUUGCUCCAAUUAUGUUCCGCUUUUCCUCCUAUUCUAUCACGUUCUGUUUCCAUUUUAACCCGUGUGUCUUCCGUUUCCUCAAAUUGCGUGCUCCCGUAUUUACUCCUUGCCAUUUCCUUCUUUUCUGUUUCGUUUUUUCUCCUCUUUUGUUCUGUUUUUUCCUACUCUGUCUAGCUGAUCCUCAUUUUAUUUCUCGCUUUCCUCAUUUUCUUGAUUGCUUUUCUUCCGAAUAAUUUUUCUUUUCCGGUCUCCCCCGUUUUCUGCACAGUCUCCUCAUGGUUUGCAACGUUUUUACUCUCUUUUUUCUCCCGUGUUCUUUCUGUCCACUUUUUCCUAUUUUUUCGUUCCUUUUCUCCUUUAAUAUCCCGCGUUUUCUCCGUUUUCAGGCCUGUUUCUCCUCUUUUCCUGUCUCGUUUUAUGUCAGUUUCUGUCCCGUUUCGGUUCCGAUUUUCGUCUUUUUUCUUUUCAUUUAAUUUCGUCGCCUUUUGAUUUCUUUUCAUUUCUGUUCUGCGUUCGUUCUACGUCUGUAUUUUUCUUUCGUUCGGCUAUUCCAUUCUUCCUCUUAUUAUGACCCGCCUUUCCUUCUUCUUUGUCACGUUCUGUUUUUCUUUUCCAUUUUAUCCCUUUUAUCUUUUGUGUUAAUUUUUUUUCUCCCCAUUUUAUUUCCUUUCCUUUUCAUACUCCCUCUUGUUUGUAACCGUCGGCCUAGUCUCCGCCCAAGGUUUAGGAGACUGUCGCGCGCGGUAAAAUGUAUGAUAAAUGUCACGAAAUAAAAUGCCAAGAAAAUAGUGGAAAUACUCUGUUGCAAACAGCUUUCCCCGGCGACGUACGCAGCCACGCGUCAACGGUUUCCACCCACCCACCACCAGGGGGCGGAAAAUGGAGUCGAGCUAGCGUGGAUUGAGUAUGUCAGGAAAACGAUCAGCCAGAGAGAGAGAGAGAGAGAGUAGGGUUCUUGGCGCGAAGAAAGGUCAUAGGUCGUUGGACAAAAGCUAAUCAAAGCCAUUACCUUGUCUGAAGCCAAACCGUCAACGUGCACAAGUUCAAACAGACAGACGAAAUUAGACCAGACGUUUCAGUUUGUUAAAAUACACAAAUUAGAAGGAAGAUAGGAGUGAAAGACAGAAAUUACCGCAAGUUUGAAGGAGGAAAGGAAAGACGUGUAUCACAAAGCAAACAACAGGUAUGGCUAUUCAGAAAUCUUCUACCAUAGUCCCGACCUUGACCGUCUUGAGCCGGAUGCUAAAAACCCCCCUCGCACUUAGGACCCUGUGCUUACCCUGUUUUUACCCCGAUUACCUGACGUUACCAACGUGACUCGGAACGAGACCUGGGUUGUACCGAAUUUGGUCCUCACGUCCGCCGCUGCCAUCACGAUCAUCAACCCCGAAGCUGAAAGAGCGUCCCUGCCAUCGACGCCAUCGCAGUAACGUCGCGUCGUCGCCAUCGCACUUGACAGAAGCCCUGAGUGAGCCCGCAGUCCCGGAACGCCGGAGGUUAGCCGUCGAACCCCGUUCCAACGUCGCCGACCUGACCGCAUGUGGAUCCCGGUCAGCAUCGCCACCGGAAGUGAAACCCCAAAGCCAAAAGACUGAGAGCGCACAAGAUGAGUAUUGAUCCGCGGCCAAACUAUCGCCGCAUGUCCCACUGAGGGAGGGUGAGUGACGACAACACGUACGUUAACCACACCAACCACCAGGACGGAACGGAACCAGUGGUCGACAGACAACCAAAAACAGCACACGCAAGAAACCUCCGACGUCCAGUGUUAAGCACCAGAACCAACCGGAAAACAGGUUGCAGCCAGGAAUCGGUUCAUCCCAGAGCGCACGCUGAGCGGUCGUUCAACAUCCGAUGCAACGAUGGCAACAUGCGUGAAAUUUACGAUUUCCCGACCCCUGCUGACGCUGACCCUAUGGCUGCUGGUGGACUACACCGCGCAGGCCCUACAGACCGCCGUCGGUAACGGCACGGUCACAAUCACGUCGCCACAUUCCUCCUCGACGUCGUCGUUUUCCCUGUCGGCGGAACUGCCGCCGGAGACGAAGCUACGCUUUCUUCGGCCAACCUUUACCCGCACGGAGCUGAAAGUGUCCCGCAGCCUCGAUCCGGACAACGUUCAGAAGCUGAACGUUCGCUCGAACAACGGUCGAAUGGUGGAAAUCAUCGUCAAAAAACGAGACGAAAAGAGUAACCCCCAUUCGAGGGGCAUUCCGCAGAACGAUGGGUAUCGGGUGACUAGUGACAAUUCACCCGAAUCGGUUGACCUGAUCAGUGCUUUUCUCGAUCACGUGAAUCGCAUCGAACGGCCAAGUCGACUGUACGAGGAUGAAAGUUCAAUCAAAAACGAUCGGCGACCGGUGAGGAUCGCUGUCAACAGUCGACCGGUUGAUGAAACCGCAUCGGCCAGCGUACCAGCCCCAGUAAUGAUCAGUUCGGACACAAUCUACAUGAAGGAUAAUGUUUUUGGUAGCAAAACGAAAAAGAAAACGGCACGAGCUAUACAGGAGAUUGGCGAGGAUGGUAUCCCGGUGGUGCACGGUAUUCGAGUUCCGGAUGACGAAGCCGACAAGCGUCAAGUAUGGCGGAAUGCUCGCGUAAUCAAUGGGGAAUUGGUACCGUACGAGAAGGGUCAUGUUCCGAAGAGGAUGGAAGGAACCGGCGAUGCCUACGGCCAGUUAAUUUUCGCUCGUCCAUCCAGCGGUGAAAUGGGUCGCCACCGAAGCAUCGGCCCCUUCACGACGGCCGAUAACUUUCCGCGGAACGAUAAACCCAAAAGUUUCGGUCCGUUCAGCGUCGAAGACAAUUUGCGCUCGAGCGUGCGAAUUAACGAUGCGGAACCACCGCAGCCAAUCAUAGUGAGAGCACCGGUAAGCAUUGGACCCUUCUCGCGUGCCGACAAUGCCCGUGUAUCGAACGCCAAACUGAUCGAAUACAUCAAAAAGAUCAACGAUCAGGAAAGUCGAAAACAAUACUACAUGGCACGAACCCCAAACAAGGAGAUCUAUGCAGAGCCACAACCGAAAAUCCAACGGCGAAUGCUGCAGAAUCCUGGCAAUCCCGUGUACCCGGUGUCGAAACUAUACGCCAUUCCCGGUUCCAGCCAACUGCAGGGCGAAUUGGAAGACUCUAGGAAACCGGUCCUACAGUACGCUCAUCCAGAGUUGGGUGUGCAACCGGCUAAAUCCGUCCCUCCGGAGCACAAACCAACACCGAAAGCCACGAAGAAAAUUAUUAACGUUGAAUUCGCCAAACACAACGAUCAUUCCCCAUUCGCAAUCGAACCGGCCAUGCUGGGAAAGGAAUACUACGACAAUCCACCGCCGGUCAAGUUCCCCACCAAACACCCGUACGAUGAAAUCUACCAACCGUCGAAAAUGCCCGCAACCUAUCCGUACACCUACGGAUUCAUCCGGCGCGUCAAACCCGAACGACCGCUGUGGAUCAAGCUGACCGAGAAGGUGAAGGAUAGUUUUCAAAACGGAAUCCACACCGUGCAUGAAUUCACCAAACCAGUGCUGGACCCGCUCGUGGAAGCCGGCCACAAGAUCUCCAAGAACCUGGGCUUUGCCCCCAAACCUAGCGAGGCUAAGGACAAAGCUGAUCUGGUGGUGGCACCAGCUUCAAGUUCAAUUGUUCUGCCGGCUCUAGGCGUGCUGGCCGGUGGUGCGGCGCUCAGUCUCGGUGCCGUUGCCAUGGGACGUUUUUUCGAUCUGGACAUGCUGCGGCGGUCGGGCGAACAGCUCGUUAUGGAACUGGACGAACUGCAGCACAAACGAGCCCUGGAAGGGACCGAAGCCAAUCCGGACAAGUACUAUCUGUUCGUACCGACGACGGCCAUCACCCAGAUGGAAGCGAUAGAGGGUGACGGUCAAUCGCGACGAUCGAAACGAUCGAUUGACCGAAGCGAUUUGGAUGCAAACAUAUUUGAAAACGAAAUCUACCGGAACGAUAAAUUCGACGAUCAAGGGGACGUGAUAGAAAUCAUUGACCUAAAAGCAACGAACCAGCGGAGUGAUGAUGAUGAUGAUGACGAACUGCCGGUUGACAGCAUGCAGCUGCUGGACAGUUCGGAUCAUCGCCGGUAUAAGCGUGCCAUCGGAGCAGCAGCAGCAGAGUUUGGUGGUGAAGGGGAAGGCCUGAGCCAGGCACUGCAAGAUGUGGAACGCGAUUUGCCCCGACCGUCGCGGGUGGCCUUCGAGCAGCAGCUCAAACAAACCGACUGGAAGAAUCCUUCCUGUGCCAAACGGACGUUCUGCCUCGUCAUGGUCCAGCAGGGCGCCGACGAUGUGGUGCUGAUGGAGAAAAAGAUGUACACCAUGCUGGAAAUGAUGCAUCCGACGCUGGGGGCAACGCUGACCAAUCACCUGUCGGAAGUAACCGAUGCCAUUCGGCAGCAUGACUGCGGACGAUUCGUGUGCCUGCAGCAUCCAAGAGCGUAACAUCCGAGAGCCACCAAGCGGCAGCAGCAGCAGCAGCAAUAGAAGUAGCCCAUCGAACGAAAAGAGCAGACGGUUUCACAUCCACCCCGCCCACAAAAAAGGCCAACAAUAGAAGCAACUGGGAAAUCGUUUGGUUUUAUAGUAUAAGUUAAGCAAUUCUUUCUGUAAAAACUAAAAAAAAGCAAACAGAGAUUGUGUUGUUGUUACCUACUUGUAGUGUCGAUUUCAAAACCCAACACGGAAACAAUAGAAAAGCGCAAGGAUAGGAAAUCCGGACCAGACUGUAUCGCACACGCAAACACACAAACACACUUGUAUUUAAAUGCCAAAGCAAGAUGAUUAGGACAGCGGGAAAGGGAAGCAAAAUUUCCGUUUAGUUUAAAGUUUAAACAUUCGAUGCAGUUAAUGAUAAAACGUUGUAGUGCCUUUAGAUGGUUAAAUCCGACACGAGAACACACCCAAUGAUGGCACGAAUCCUAUCACGAACCGGAACGGAAACUUAGGAUAAGCCCAUACUAAGCUAGAGAAGAAAAAAAGUUGUGUCAGUUCAGUAACUUUUCCAUGCCCUACGCGUGGAAUGAAAAAAAAAAAACGAAAACGAGAAAGUGACAAAAUGACAAAUCUCGCAUAUUUAUUACUCGAUUUUACCUAAAUUAUGUAAACGAUUAUUUAAUUCCGAUAACUUAUUAGUCGGCUUGGGGUUGAUCUUUUCGAACCGAACAAUACGCAAACACCGAACUGAAACCGAACUACCCAUUGCAUUGGGGAUUGGACAUUUUGUCACAUUUUGUCGGACACUGACCAUUAUUGUGACGGAACCACGAAUCCACCACCACCCGACGACACCCGACGACGACUGAUGAGGAGAAGAGAGCAAGUUCGAACACUAUUCAUUUAUAUCGUAGAUUACGUCACUGAAUGGUAAAUUAAUUAAACAAUAGAGAUAGAGUUUUGCUAUAGUCUUGUUUAAAGAAAGAAAAAAAUAUGAAUCGAAUGAAAUACAAUUGUGAUGAGAGAAUGGAGAUGAUGUCGAAAAUAAAGCAAUAGUAAUUAUAGUA
This is a messenger RNA of Sabethes cyaneus, 5611 nucleotides long. RefSeq lists its product as uncharacterized. The record is from RefSeq and is a predicted model, not a curated record. The transcript has 4 exons. Lineage: Eukaryota; Metazoa; Arthropoda; Insecta; Diptera; Culicidae. Bases 1974 to 4553 code for a protein of 859 amino acids.